Molecule: messenger RNA, 422 nt
Organism: Corylus avellana
Lineage: Eukaryota; Viridiplantae; Streptophyta; Magnoliopsida; Fagales; Betulaceae
Source: RefSeq, a predicted model, not a curated record
GAUUUCUGCAAGGAUUUGAAGCACUCAGGGUCUUGAAUAUGAGUAGAACUAGCAUCCGCUCAUUGCCUCUUUCUCUACUUCAACUUUGUGAACUUCGUGCUCUUCUUUUAGAGGGUUGUUCUUAUCUUAAAGAAUUACCCCCACUGGAAGGUCUUUGUAAACUUCAAGUGCUUGACCUCUCUGCCACCGGUAUCAGAGAAUUGCCAAGAGGGAUGAAAAACUUGAGCAACUUGAAGCAACUGAACCUAUCCGGCACUGAAUACCUAAAAACCAUCCAAGCUGGAAUUAUACCUCGAUUGUCUUGUUUAGAGGUUUUGGAUAUGACAAAGAGUGCUUAUCGUUUCAGUGUUAACAGAGAUGUACAAGAGGAAAUGACAUGUUUUGAAGAGCUAAAAUUCCUUAAGCGACUACUUGUCCUCUAC